Messenger RNA from Colius striatus (speckled mousebird), 3625 nucleotides. It is a transcript of the gene OTUD7A, whose product is annotated as OTU deubiquitinase 7A. Bases 652 to 3459 code for a protein of 935 amino acids. Gene Ontology annotation, cellular component: cytoplasm; nucleus. Gene Ontology annotation, biological process: protein K48-linked deubiquitination; protein deubiquitination involved in ubiquitin-dependent protein catabolic process; protein K11-linked deubiquitination. The transcript has 16 exons. The record is from RefSeq and is a predicted model, not a curated record. Gene Ontology annotation, molecular function: K63-linked polyubiquitin modification-dependent protein binding; zinc ion binding; cysteine-type deubiquitinase activity. Lineage: Eukaryota; Metazoa; Chordata; Aves; Coliiformes; Coliidae.
AGGCGGGCGAGAGGCGGCCGCUCCGCCGGGCUGCGCGGGCGGGGGGACAGUGGUGAGGGAAGGCGGCAGCUGGGGGGGACGGCAGCGCCGGGUUGGCUCCCCCCGCCCCCCUUCCCCCCUCCCGGGCCGGAGGAAGAUGGAGCUCGGUUAGUAAGGGUUUGCGGGAGGAGCAGCGGGAGCAGGCAUACUCCAGAGCUUCAAAAUCAGAAGUACAAUCAGCUGGACACUCUCCUCCUGGCUUUCUUAAUAGAGAGAAAGUGGGUUUACUGAUUUGGAUGUCCACUUCAUUUGCCUCCCCAAAAUGAGUUAGGGCAUGCAGGAGAAAAAGGAGGUUUUUUGCAAGUAGAACCUACCAUGAUUUCUCAGGGGACAAAAUUUUGCUUAUUCAUACCUUCUACUGUGGCAAAAAUGGAUUAUUUUUCUCACCAAAAACCAGCAGCGUAAUGCCCAUCUGACAUAUGCCUCAAGGAACCCCUAUUUAAAGUCUAUUUUUAUUUCUCUGUAGCUGUGGUACAACCAAGAGCCAUCCAAUAUCAUCUGCUACAAGUAGGAAAUCUCGAUGCUACUCUUUAUUCUCGGCACAUGGUAAAGCUGCAACUGAGCUUGUGAGGAAGAAUUAACAAGAAAAAAAUCAUUAAUGUUCAGUGAUGGAUGCCUUCUAGUCAACCAGCGAGUCCUCCCACUGCUGCGUGUCUGGCAGCAUCUCUGGAUGAUCACAUGACUCUUGAUAUGGAUGCAGUCCUGUCAGACUUUGUUCGGUCCACAGGGGCAGAACCAGGUCUGGCAAGAGACUUACUGGAAGGCAAAAAUUGGGACUUGACAGCAGCUUUGAAUGACUAUGAGCAGCUCCGUCAGGUACACACCGCCAACCUGCCCCAGGUAUUCAAUGAGGGCAAGUACUACAAGCAGCAGGAGCCAGAGCAGCCUCCCCAGGUGACCAAGGCUGAGCGGCCCUGCUUGCAAAGGCAGGAUGACGUUGCCCAAGAAAAGCGUCUUUCCAGAGGUAUUUCUCAUGCCAGCUCAGCCAUAGUCUCUCUUGCUCGAUCACAUGUAGCAAAUGAAUGCAACAAUGAACAGUUUCCUUUGGAGAUGCCCAUCUACACAUUCCAACUACCAGACCUUAGUGUGUACAGUGAAGAUUUCAGAAGCUUCAUUGAACGUGACUUAAUUGAGCAGGCGACCAUGGUUGCUUUGGAGCAAGCAGGACGGCUAAAUUGGUGGUCCACAGUGUGUACCAGCUGCAAACGUCUUCUUCCCUUGGCUACAACAGGUGAUGGAAACUGCCUCUUGCAUGCUGCAUCUUUAGGGAUGUGGGGAUUUCAUGACCGGGACCUUGUUUUACGUAAAGCACUCUAUACGAUGAUGAGAAGUGGAGCUGAAAGGGAAGCACUGAAGAGAAGAUGGAGAUGGCAACAAACCCAGCAGAAUAAGGAGUCAGGUUUAGUGUACACAGAAGAAGAAUGGGAACGGGAGUGGAAUGAACUGCUUAAACUGGCAUCAAGUGAGCCUCGUACACAUUUCAGCAAAAAUGGAGGCACUGGUGGUGGAGUCGAUAAUUCAGAAGAUCCAGUGUAUGAGAGCUUAGAAGAGUUCCAUGUUUUUGUCUUAGCACAUAUUUUGAGAAGACCUAUUGUUGUAGUAGCAGACACAAUGUUACGAGACUCAGGGGGAGAAGCAUUUGCACCUAUACCAUUUGGAGGAAUUUAUUUGCCACUUGAAGUUCUGCCUAACAGAUGCCAUUGCUCACCACUUGUGCUAGCCUAUGAUCAGGCCCAUUUCUCUGCUCUGGUUUCCAUGGAACAAAAAGAUCAACAGAGAGAACAAGCGGUGAUCCCCCUGACUGACUCUGAACACAAGUUACUGCCUUUGCACUUUGCAGUCGAUCCUGGGAAAGACUGGGAGUGGGGAAAAGAUGACAAUGAUAACACCAGACUGGCCAGUUUGAUUCUGUCUCUUGAGGCAAAGCUUAAUCUUCUACACAGCUAUAUGAAUGUAACAUGGAUACGCAUACCAUCUGAGACACGGCAGGCCCCUUUGGCUCAACCAGAAUCCCCUACAGCUUCAGCCGGAGAAGACGUUCAGUCUCUGGCUGACUCAAUGGACUCGGACAGAGAUUCCAUCUGUAGUAAUUCCAACGGCAAUAAUGGCAAAAACAGUAAAGAAAAAGAAAAGGACAAACAGAGGAAAGAUAAAGACAAAACCAGGACGGAUUCUGUUGCCAAUAAAAUAGGAAGCCUCAGUAAAACCCUGGGAAUUAAACUCAAAAAGAAUAUGGGUGGUCUCGGAGGCCUGGUGCACGGCAAAAUGAGCAGAGCCAAUUCAGGGAACGGAAAAAAUGGUGAUGCAGUAGAGAAAGUCAAAGAGAAGAAGUCUAAGUCUCGAAAAGGGAGUAAAGAGGAAUCUGGACAGUCUGCAAGUACUUCUCCAUCUGAAAAGACCACUCCAUCUCCAACUGACAGAGCUAGCAACUCACCCAUUGAAAAGAUGAACACUAAAUCCUUCUCUGACAAGCAGUCUGACCCAUGGAAGUACAGCACGGAUGUGAAACUCAGCCUAAAUAUUUUGAGAGCUGCCAUGCAGGGUGAACGCAAGUUUAUUUUUGCUGGCCUUCUUUUGACCAGUCAUAGGCAUCAGUUCCACGAGGAGAUGAUAGGCUAUUACCUGACCAGUGCACAGGAACGUUUCAAUGCAGAACAGGAACAGAAAAGAAAGGAUGCUGAAAAAAAGGCUGCACUGAAUGGGUCAUCUAGUAAGAAACUAGAGCCAGAAGCAUAUUCAAAGGAAAAACUAGAAACAUCUCCUCAGGAUAGGGCAUCACCCGUCUUGCCUCAAAGCCAUACAACUCAACUGGUUUUAAAGUUUAAAGAUCGCACUAGCCCCACUCCCGGGUCGUUUUCUUCACCUAGUAAUGGUGCUAAGAAAAGCGGACCCAUUCCAGUGUCUGCCCACUAUAGCCAUACACCACCUGUCCAACGGCAAAGUGUCAUCCAUUUGCAUGAUGUCAGCUCCAAGCCCUCGAGCUUCCAAGAUGAUACCUACAAGCCAGUGGUUGGCACCUUAAAAACCUGUGCCACCUAUCCCCAACAAAACAGAUCACUGUCUUCUCAGAGCUAUAGCCCAGCACGGAUAUCCGGUAUCCGCACAGUGAACACAGUGGAGUCGCUGAGCUACACCCUGCCGACCGAACACAAGUCUCAGACGUACACCAAUGGAUUCAACACUGGCGACAUUAGAGACUGCUUAGAAUACGCUGAUGAGGACACCUCUCAGACCUGGUUGAACAAUGAUAAAAAUCAAGGCAGAAGCACAGUUUGCCCAAUAUACUCCAUCCAGCAGAACCGCUGUAAGAAGGAGAACUGUUCCUUUUAUGGUCGUCCUGAGACUGAAAAUUACUGUUCGUACUGUUACAAAGAAGAGUUAAAGCGCAGGGAGAGAGAAAGCAGAGGACACAGGCAUUGAGGAUUCUUCCACGACUACUUAGUUUUACCAUUUUUUCUUACUUACAAAGUAAACAGUGUUGAAUUGCAGUAAAAGGAAUCCUGAAAAACAGAAUAAAGGAUUGAUGAGUAAUUAGUGUCUAGCUUUUCGCUUUUCCGGGGCAACGAGGAAAAAAUAGAGUUAAUUU